Molecule: messenger RNA, 4755 nt
Organism: Schistosoma bovis
Lineage: Eukaryota; Metazoa; Platyhelminthes; Trematoda; Strigeidida; Schistosomatidae
Source: the annotation of a GenBank genome assembly
AAUAUAUUGGACAAUAAUUAGGUGGCUUUCAAUCUUGUAAUACGUUUUCGCGUUUGUUGCAAACCAGUUAAUCCAUUACAUUUUUGCUAAUUUACUCUGAAUAAUAGAGAUUUUCUCAAUUUUUAGACAUUUCGUUCGAAUAACAAAUCUGGUCAUACGAAACAAUAUUUUUACACGUUACUGCAUUAUAAGAAUAAUUGACAAUCCAAUAGUCUGAUUUAUGUAACUCCGGUUUAUUAUUAUGCGCGAAACGAAUUAUCAUUAUCAAGAAUUAAUAUAAUACAUAAAAAUGGAUUAAUGAUAACUAUGAGUUAACAGAUUUGUAAUGAUCUAUCAAUACAAUGCUAUGAACUACAGCUGAACUAACAAUACCGAUUAUUUCUUCAAUUAUAAUCGACUAUCAGUUUUAGUAUAAUUACCAUAAGUAAUAUCAAUCUUAUCAGCAUUAUCUAAAAGUGUGAUAUAGACUUAUGUGUACUUUGGAGAAUCAUCAAAAUAAUUUUAACAAUGAUAAUCAUCAUCAACAGUGUCAAAAUGAGAAAUUAUCCAAUACAUUGAAAUCAUCGUCAUCAUUAUCUUCAACAUCAUGUUGUGUGUACAAUAAUGACAAUGAUUUGGAUGAAGUGAGAAUUUUUCUUGAUGAAAAUGAAAAUGAUAUAACUGAUCAAGAUACAAGUGGUUAUGAAGUUUCUGAAGAAUUAUCAACAAAAGUUGUUCGGCGAAAUUCAUCUUUAUCACUUACUUCAUCAUCUUCCUCUUCAGUAUUAUUGAAAUCAUUCCAUGGACCUAUUCAAUCAGCAUCACAUAAAACAUCUAGACCAUGUAGGGACAUAAAUUUCACUAAUAAUAAAGUUUAUACAUAUCCUUAUCCUACAAAGCAAACUCCAAACUGUACAGUGUUAAAUGCACAAUCACAUAAACAACAAAGUAAGGAAAAUCUUAUUCCAAAAAAUAAAUAUAGUGAACAAUAUAGAACUAAAAAUUAUCAUACACAUUCUAUCAAACAGAUGCCAAAGAAAAGUUCAAUUCAAAAUCAAAUGAAAGGUUAUCAUUCAAAUAAUCAUAAUAGUCUUCUUGAAGAAAAUCCCAUCAAAAUAGAGCAAUUGAGUUGUAAUACAUCUUCUCAAGAUGUAUUAAACAAAAAACUGCAAUGGAAUCGAACUGAUAGUAAAAUAGACAAACACAGUAAAGAAUAUAAAUUACAAAAUAAACAGUUUAGUUUCGAUGAAGAAAAAUCAACGAAAAGAAAAACAGAUAACAUGAACACUCAGUACUGUUCAAUUAAAAAUUCAAAAACCUGCUCUAAAAAAAAUUUCUCUUCAAUAUGCACUUUAAACGGAAAUAAACAUGUACAGGAAACAACUACAGAUUUAUGUCUCAUGUCAAAUUCAAUGUUAUCUCGUCCUUCUACAUCUAACUCCUUAUGUCAAAUGUAUCAUAAUAAAAAAUCCAACUCACUCUGUUCAAAUGAUCACCAAUUCAAUAGUGUACCUUCAUCCGGUAAAGAUAGGCGAGCAAUUUCAAAAGCUGAAGAUGAAAAACGUCAAGCAAUUAGGAAAGUUCAAUUAUUAGCUUCUGAAGUAGCAUUAAUAUCGGCUAGACAGAAAGCGUUGGAACGUAGACAAGCUAAAUUAUUAGAAAUUCGUAAAAAUUUACAAUUUAAACAUAAACAAGCUGAAGCUCGUAGAAAAGCAAUUGAAGCUUCAAAACAGCAACGCUUCAAUCAGUUAUCUAAACAGUCUCAAGGUUCCUAUCAACAAAAAACUAUCUCGAACCAUCCACAACAACAGAAACUUCCUAACAGACCUUCCACUUGUGGAUCUCACUUAAUUCAUAAUUAUCAAAAAAUGAAUAAAAAUAGUACAAAAGUAUCUACAUCAAGGAAUACAAAUGAAUCAAUCACAUCAACAACAUCCGUAACAACAAUAACAACGAUCAAUACUAAUAAUGUUCUGACUACAUGUCCUAUUGGUUUUGGUUCUAGUACACCAAGAUUUGUAUGUUAUACAAGUAAAGAAUUAAUGCAUUUCAAACAUUCAUCUAUAAUAAAACAUACAAAUAAUUCAAAUAGAAUGAAUACACAAUUAUCAAACAAAAUAAUAAAACAUUCCAUGGAUCCAUUUCAUCAUUAUAAUGAUAAAAUUAAUAGGAUGAUUGUUGGUUCUUCUAGACAAAAUAGUUAUACUAAACAUUCCCUCUUUCUUAAAAGUGACAAUUAUCAUUAUUAUACAAAUAAACGUCUCAUUAAAUCAGCACAUCAAGAUACUACAACAACUACAUCAGAUACUACUACUGAUGACAAACUUUAUUAUCAUAAUUGGCAAAGUUUAUCACUUUACUUAGACUAUGAUUCACUUGAUACAAGAAUAUCCAUAGAAAAUGAUCAAUCCAUCAUUUCAAUGGAACAAUCAAGUGAAAAAUUGUUUCUUCCCAAUAAAAAUAAACAUCAAAUUCAUAAAACUACUACUACUCCUACUACUAACAUUGUUGAUAGUAAUAUUAACAGUCGGAAGUUAAACUUUUCAACACAAUCCUCAACUCUACCAUCAUUCACCACAAAAAAUUCUUUGGACAAGUCAACAAAUUCCUCUAGGUCAAUGAGAUUAACAAAACAAUCGAGUAUACAAUCACUGACAUCCAUAAUGUUAUCAUCUUCAACGUAUGAUUCAUCAAAACAAUCUUUACCUGUAAAACAAAACUGUGUACCACUUGAAAAUCACAAUAAAUAUAAUACCUUUAAAUCUAGAAAUAUCAAUAAUACGAAGCCUACAAUAGUUCAUUGUCAAACUGCAAAUUCUCAUAAGUUACUUAAUGCAAAUAAACCUAACUUAAAACAAAUGAAUUCUUCAGAUGUUCAAUGUUUAAAUAAGUCAUUCAUUGAUCAGAGGAAACCAAAUUCAAAUGAAAGAAUAGAAGGGAAGAGUAUUGAAACACUACCCAGCAUAACAACAACAAUAACUCAAGGAAAUGUAGAGAAAACAUUAACAGACAGUUCGAAUUCUUCUCCUGUAUUCAAAGAUCAUCACAAAAUAGCCAACUUAAUUAUUGAAGAAAUCCUUAAAAACAUAACAGAUGAAAACCUUUCGAAAAUAACACAAUCUUCAUUAAAAACAACAAAUGAAUUAUUUAUGGAACCAGACGCAAAUGAAGCUAAAGUUAUAAAACAGCGAAUAGAAUCAUCAAAUAUAACAUCUACUGUUGGAAUUGAAUCUUCCACCUUAUCUUUAACUUCAUCACUAUCGACAGCAUCAUCAUUUUCAUUGUUAUCAAACACAACAACAAUUCCUGAAACUGUAACAGAUACUCUUGUUGUUACAACUUCUAUAAUGCAAAUUUCACCUGCAACUAUUACUUCAACAAACACUUCAUUUACUGAUAAUCUAUUGACAGUACCUAAAACACUACAAUCUGAUCAUCUAACUAUGAAUAUUAUAGAUUCCAAUAAACAAGUUGUAAAUAUGACAACAGAAUCACUAAUCAAUAAACUAGAUAAAUCUAUAAUUACUGAACAAACAAAAGUGAUUAACAAUAAUGAUAAUAAAAUACAAAUAAAGAACAACUGUCAAUCAAAUUUGAUGAAUAUUCGAGAAAAACCUAUUCAAGUUGUACAUCCAUUUAAUUCGACUAAUUUAUCUCAACCUGGAAGAUUAGUUAUUUCAUUAUCAGCUGAAUUAGCUGAACGUGAAGCACGUAAAAAACGUUUAGAAGGUAUUAUGUCACGUAUAAAACUAAAUUCUAAAGAUUAUAAUCAAACAAUAAUCAAUAUUAAAACAAUAAAUCAAUCAUCUAUUAAUAAAUUAACAAAUACAAUCCAAGAUAUAGAAAAAAUGGAUGAUUUAAGUAAAUCACAACAAGAAAUCACUUCAGUCUUAGAUAAUAUAACCAUUUCAUCAUCAACUCCAAGUUCACCGAUAUAUAGUUCAUCAUUAACGAAUAUGAAUUCACAAGAAUCAAAUAACAACAACAUAUCUACAUUAUGUAAUUUAGUCAAUAAUAUGAAUUCAGAUCAAAAUGAUAAUCAUUCUAAAUAUAAAGAUGAAUUGAUCUUGAAUGAUAACAAUGAUGAUCAUAAUAGUAACAUUGAUAAAUAUGAAUCUAAGAAUAAAUUGAUUCAAUCAGAUAGUAAUAAUAAUAAUAAUGAUAUAAUAAGAAAUCGUAUAUCUAUUAUUGAUAAUAUGUUAUCUUCUGGUAGAUUGAAUAGAAAAAGUCGUGCAGCUGAAGUAUUAAUUACUAUGAUAACAAAGAAUCAAUCCAAUUUAAAUGAGAAUAGACAUUUAGAGAAUAUACAUAAACUGGAUGAUGUUAUUAUGCCUGAUUACAAGUACAAUACAAAUACAUCAAAUGAACAGGCAAGUUAAACAUCAUAAUCUUUCAAAUAUAUUAUCAAAUUCAUAAUAAUUAUACAAUCUUCUAUGUAAUAUGUCAAUAGGUUAAAACAAACAUUGAUUCAUAUGAAUUACACAUUGUAUUGUAUCAUAUUUUACAUUUAUAAAGAUAUCGUUUUCAUUUGAUUAUUUAAAAAAGAAAGAAAAAAGAGAGUAUUGUUUAUAUAGUUAUGAUUGAUACCAUAUAAACCCAGUUGUUUUACCUUAUGUAUUAAUAUUGAUAAUGGAACGAUGAAUGUUACAGGUUAUAGGCCCUAUAUUGACAACGAUCUAUUCCUAUGUGAAUAAUGUCCACAAAGAAGAAGAAGAAGAAAUACUUCUUUCGAAUUCUAUUGUUAGAUAUGCGAGUUGUAAACAGAUUAGAGAAUAU